AUGAACAACGUCGUCACUUUGGUUCCCUCUGAUCAAAUCAUUGUGGCCUACUCAGAUGGUGAGAUCACCGCCAGACAGAUUUCUCAUGCUUUGUUCUAUGCCAAUUCUCGCUUGUUGGCCAUGCGCCUUUAUGUUGACAAGAGCUUUGCCACCGCCAUGCCCGGUUAUGCAGAAACUUUUUACACCCUCAUGCAGUGGGAAAUGGAGACUUUUGUAACUCCAUUCAUCAACAUAUCCUUCCUGACCAGGUGCUCCGCUACCAUUCCAAAACUUCUCCAUGAUGUGAUUGCAAUUUUGGUUGUGAAUAAAUUGGUGGACCGGCAACUGGAUGUGAAUGAGGUCCUCAUGGAUAUAAAAGCAUUGCCUCUUUCUGUCAAUUCCGCCACAUCAGAUGAAUAUGACAUUGCUCGUAUGUCAGACUACUUCAAUGCCUGGUGGAAGGAGAACCUGGGCUCUUGCAGGGUGCUGGACAUGUUGCCAAAAUCAUCUGUCCAAGAUGUGAUGGAGUUGGUUGAGGGCCAUUUUUCAGAACUCCCAGAUCAUGUGGAAACCGACCUCCUCCCGUAUAUGCUCACACAUGGCCCGAUGACAGUGAAUCCGUACGGUCAAGCCCAAUCUGACGUCUGGAAGCCUUCAGUAGAUAUGUUAUACCCAUACUGGGCAUUAUACCAGACCUACCUUGCCGGUGAAUUGGUUUAUGACACCUUCAUGUCCAAAAUUCAUCGACAACCGGUAAAGCCAAUGAGUGUUGGACUUUUAGAUGUCGACACUUGUAUUGCUUUGGAGCAGCUUGCCAAUGUCCUGGCCGUUGCUUACUUCAAUCCUGUCUGUAUCCUUGCGUCAAUCACACCAAUCGCAACAAUAUACCUUGAAGAUCUGACCUCAAUGGGCCCUCAAAAGAAGGCAAGUGUCCUUGCCGAUGUUCGAUCAAAUGCUAAAACAAUUUUAGCUCUAUGGCAGCGCUAA
This is a messenger RNA of Suillus fuscotomentosus, 966 nucleotides long. RefSeq lists its product as uncharacterized. The record is from RefSeq and is a predicted model, not a curated record. The transcript is spliced from 6 exons. Bases 1 to 966 code for a protein of 321 amino acids. NCBI's taxonomy places the organism in Eukaryota, Fungi, Basidiomycota, Agaricomycetes, Boletales, Suillaceae.